Zychaea mexicana is the source of this 570-nucleotide messenger RNA. Its product is annotated as B-cell receptor-associated protein 31-like-domain-containing protein. Lineage: Eukaryota; Fungi; Mucoromycota; Mucoromycetes; Mucorales; Lichtheimiaceae. Bases 13 to 570 code for a protein of 185 amino acids. The record is from RefSeq and is a predicted model, not a curated record. Gene Ontology annotation, cellular component: endoplasmic reticulum membrane; endoplasmic reticulum. Gene Ontology annotation, biological process: endoplasmic reticulum to Golgi vesicle-mediated transport; intracellular protein transport. The transcript is spliced from 7 exons.
AAGAAACACAACAUGACACUCUACUAUACUAUAGUAUUCCUGAUACUUUUACUUGAGAUUCUCUACUUCUUCCUGUUGAUGCUUCCACUGCCAACAGAAUGGAGAAAACAACUAUUUCGAUUCAUUUCACGAUCACCUAUCAUGGGCCACGUUAAAUAUACACUUAAAAUUGUGUUCGCGUUCAUCUUGGUCCUGUUUAUCGAUUCUGUCAACAGAUUGAAAACGAUCGAUGCUACGUUGCUGCAGAUGGGCAAUGAGGAAAAUGUGAAUAGCUUAGCGGGAGCUCAAGCAAUGCAUGACGCACGGACCGAUUCCAGCUACUCCGCCAGAAAGUUUUACGCACAACGAAACAUGUACUUGACAGGAUCAACCUUGUUCUUGACUCUGAUCAUUCGCCACACAUAUAACAUGACAGUGGAACUAGUAGCAUUACAGGAAGAGCGACAGCAACUUGAAGACACGGUGAGUCGUGUUCCAGAACGAGUCAACGAGAGCAGUGAGACAAAGCCAAAGAUAUCAACACCAAAAGAAAAGCCAUCCGAUAUUCUCAAAAAGAGACACGUGGAUUAA